GUUAAAGUCCCUCGCUCCGGACCCUAAUGCAAAGCAGUGCGGCCACGCUGUGCAUCACACAGGCUAAAUAUCCAGAAUAGACAACAACGCUGUACAUCAAAAACACAUUCUCUUGGUUACCAACUAGCACCUUCUCUAUAUCACAUUUUGGGCUUGUUGCCCUCCUGGCGGUCUGAUUGACUCCUGAAGCGUUGGAUUCAAUGCCUCUUGGCUCCGGCGCAAUAUCAUCCCCGAGUUCGCUACAAACGCUAGCAGACGCCGAACGCAUCUCACUACUGUUCCCCCCACCGAAAGAGUAUCGGGAGAAAGUCUUGAAUAUACCAUCUAGUACUCGCUCGUCUCGCCUCGUGAACCCUUUUGAGCAGACGUUUCCGGCAGCUUCCAGUGGAGGGGUGCAGGAUGCCUCUCUAGUAGCCUGUUUGCCCUCCUCUUCUAGUGUUUUCCCCCCUACGCCUCCUCCGAAGAAUGAACAGCGUAUAUCGCAUCAUCGUCGCAAAUCUACCAAAGAAUUGGUCUCUCUAUACGAAGCCAAAGAGAGUCAAAGCAAACCAAGUGGACCACGCAUAAAUCCGAAUCCUGCACAGUCUGCUCCCGACUCGUCUCCUGAACUGGACUUCCGUGGAAGAUACCGGAAUCAGGGCCUCGGUGGCAAAUCAGCUAUGUCAGAGUCUAGAACUAGAGCCUCAUUCCCAGGUCGAGAAUCCAUACGCAACUUUCUUGGGGCGUUCAAUAUUGCAAAGAGAUCUAAAGAAGCGCCACGAGAAUUUGUGGUGUUGAGGGACAAGGGCAUCCUGAGAGAAGCCCCGAUCAUGCCCAAGGUCUGACUGUUUCAAUACUUUGGCUAUACGGGAGUUAAAAUAUCUGACGUCACCGUCCACACCACGAUGGGGCA
Cantharellus anzutake is the source of this 892-nucleotide messenger RNA. RefSeq lists its product as uncharacterized. The transcript has a single exon. The coding region runs from base 201 to 824 and encodes 207 amino acids. NCBI's taxonomy places the organism in Eukaryota, Fungi, Basidiomycota, Agaricomycetes, Cantharellales, Hydnaceae. The record is from RefSeq and is a predicted model, not a curated record.